AUGGAACCUGUCAACAACUCCAGCCUCAACAACGCAGUUGAAGUCCUCGACAGCAUCUCGGACGUGGGCAAAGCACUCCCCUUCGUAGCCCCCGCGUUCAUCCUCCUCAAAAUCAUCAUCGACAUCGAGCGCCGCGCGCAAGAUGUCGAUCUUAAAUGCAACGAUCUCGUCGAGCGCAUCACGUUCAUGCUCAGCCAUCUCCCCAUCCUCAAGGAGAUGGAGAUCAUGCCUGCGACUAAACAAGUCGUCGAGAGGAUCAACGAAGCCAUGAAGGAGGCUGCUGCUUUGAUUUCCGCUUAUAGGAAGCAGAGUAAAGUCGCGCGGAGGUUGAGUUUGACCAACAGGGAGAAGUUCACGCUCUGUGUGGACAAUGUGAACACCUGCACCAGUGACUUGUUGCUAAGCUUGCAGAUCCAUCAGUCCAAGCAGCUCGAUAUCCUAACGAGGGCGGUUCCGAUGGAUGAUUUCGAUGAAGCGGCUGCGACGUUUGUCGAGGAACACGGUGGGGAUUUCGAGGCUGUCAAGUAUGACCGCGAGCUCGUUAAAGAGUUUGCCGAGCAGCAAAAGUUGGAGAUGGAUGACCAGGUGAUGGAUCAGUUGGAGGAGGACGUUUCGGAUGUGGUUCAGGAGGUGCAGGCCCGCCUCGAGACCGUUAUCAAAGAGAACGUGGCCGAUGCCAUUGCAAAUGGGUUCAAGAGCGUCGCUUCCCAGCUCAUCAUCCCAGAACCCGAGCAGCGCCUCACCUGCGUUCAAUGCGAGGAGCACUUUACGCGAUCGAGCAACCACCCCCAGGCGUGCAACUUCCACCGUGCAGAGUUCAACAGCUGGUCGAAGAGCUACCCAUGCUGCGACACCAAACACCCCUGCCAAUUCUCCUCCCACCGCGAGAAGCACCACUGUGAUUACCCCUACGGCACCUUCUUCCCCCGCGCUCGCAACGUCAACAACUACACCGAUACCAGGGACGAAUGGGCUGCCAUCAAGGACAUCGACAUGGAGGACGACGAUAAAGUCCAGAAAGCCUCAGUGAGCCAACUCCUCCGCUGGGUCUCCCGAGGCGCUCGACUCGAGGAGCCGACCAUCCUCAUUUCCGUCGGGACGAUCACGUUCAGGGAGAAAUACUACUGGAACACCUUCACCGUCUCGCAACUCGAAAACAUCUCCAAAUCCGUCCGACACUCCAAGCGCACCCUGAUCUUCAGAACCUCCCCCAGUGAAGAGGAGUUUGCGAUGGCGGAAUGGUUGUUGUCUAUUUCUGGGAAGAUUACGGGUGUGCGGAUCACAGCAAAGGCUGCGACUUCCCCUUCGCCUUUUGUCCGUGUGGUGCCCAUCGACGUUUCUACUGGGAAGCAAUCUGGAGAUGUGAUAGCAGUUUCAGAUGGAGGGAUGAGGUCGUAUAUUCCUGCCACUCCCUACGUCCUCCCAGAGACUGUCCGAGUGGGCCCUGAGCUCAGCGACAAACCCAUCCGCGCCCCGCGUACAGAUUUCAAGACGCGCACCUCGACACCCAACUUCCGUGUCAUCCUCAAACCCACCUCUGAACCUCUCGUCGCCAACCCCAACUAUGCGAGCCCCGAACACGACUUUUUCAAUGGCUCUGUAUCAGUGUUUAACAACAACGCUCCGGGCUCGAACCUCCCUAUCAGUAUCGCUGGUGCGAAAGCGCAGUACAGAUUCGUCGGGGAGAAAGAGUACAAGCCAGUCAAGUCGUUCAAGUUGGAGGGUAACAUGGCGGACGCGUUACCGUUGACGAUCGACCCCAAGCAGGGAGUUACGCUCAAGUUUGAAGCGACAGUUCCGCGCAGCGAGGAAGACAUCAAAGACGAUAUCCGGUGGUGGAAUCGAGCUUAUUGCGCGCGCCAUCGUCCUCUCCGUCUGAAACUCAUCCUUGAGGAAAUCGAAGGCGAGGAAUGCUCACUCGUCCUCGAGUAUGUCUUCACACCUUUCCCCUUUGACAAACCCCGGGAGAACGAUAUCGCUUCGUUUUACUUUGACGACCCGAAGACGCUCACGAGGCACUUGAUCAGGGUGGAGGAGCCGUGGAGUUCGGGCGAGAACGUGCUGAGGAUCGACGGGGAGGACGUGUCUGUCAAACUGCUCAACCAAACAGUCUACAGGGCUCUCAAGACGGGUAAAACCGAGAUCGACUUGGAGCUCGGUCGGGAGAAGAGUGGAGGGGAAUGGGAGUGGAAGGCUUGGGCUCUCGUCGACAUCUCGUGCCGCCGCGUGUACGCGUUCAAGAUCCUCUUGCAGCAAGGUCAACUCGUUCCGGAUGGGAAGAAGCAAUUUGCGUGUAUGGGGUAUGUUUUGUGCCCAGAGUACGGGGAGAGUGUGCAGGGGAAGACGAGGCCGGUUAGUUAUGCGACGGAGAUGGUGAAGAUUGCGACGCUUGGGUUGGCCAAGUGGGAGGAAGGGGAGGGUGCGUUUAAGCAGGAUGAUACGGUCGACGAUGUGAAGCCGCCUGUCCCGCCGAAACCGAACCUUGUGCGGUCGGUUAGUCAGGGUGUGGGCGUUGGGGUGGACUCGCCGUUGGGCAGUUCGCAUCCGAAUGGAAGUGCGGUCGGCGGUGGGCCCGCGGUGUUGCAGGUGCCGGAAGAGUUGAAUCGGCGGCUUGCGUCGUUGGAUGCGAAUCUCGAGAGGAUUGCGACUGCGCUGGAGCAGUUGGUCGGGGCGUUGCAGACGAGGGGUGUUUGA
This is a messenger RNA of Coprinopsis cinerea okayama7#130, 2694 nucleotides long. RefSeq lists its product as hypothetical. Gene Ontology annotation, biological process: cell surface receptor signaling pathway. The record is from RefSeq and is a predicted model, not a curated record. Lineage: Eukaryota; Fungi; Basidiomycota; Agaricomycetes; Agaricales; Psathyrellaceae. The transcript has a single exon. Bases 1 to 2694 code for a protein of 897 amino acids.